Molecule: messenger RNA, 1380 nt
Organism: Trichomonas vaginalis G3
Lineage: Eukaryota; Parabasalia; Trichomonadida; Trichomonadidae
Product: protein ubiquitination
Exons: 1
Coding region: 1-1380 (459 amino acids)
Molecular function (GO): protein binding
Source: RefSeq, a predicted model, not a curated record
AUGAGUCAAAGCGUUAUUCAGAAUUAUGAAUACACAGCUUCUCAUAUCAGUGAUUACAUUAUAGAAGGUAAUUUCUUUGAUAUAUUUGAGAUCAAAGACAUCAAAAAGAUCAUGAAAAUUUCAAAUUUAACAGCGAACGACUUCACCGAUCUUCUUCAACAGUCACAUCAUACUAUCAAAACAAAUGAAUUAUAUGCCUGUACUCGAAAUUCUAAUAUUCACAUUCAAAACAUGGAAGAUGUUAUUUCAACACUGAAAUCAAUGAAAGAAUACAUGAAACUCAGAAUCCUUGGUGGUAUUAUUGACUUUUUAGAUCACAAAGCGAACGAAAUUCUUGAAUCUACAGCGAGAAUUCAAAAACUUCAAACAGAACUUAACGAAAUCCAAAAACAAAAACAAAAAAGUGACAACAACGUAAAAUCACUUCAAUUUCAACUCAAUCAAAUUAAUGAAGAAAACACUACAUUAAAGAGAAAGCUUUCUGAAAGAGAAAGUAACACAAAUCAAAAUGAAGGAAUCAAUGCUGAUAAAGAAAUUCUAUCAAAAAUUUCAAAACUCAAGGAAUCAGAUGGUUUCCAAAGUAUUUACAAAUUUAUUGAUGAGCUUUCAUCUCAAGAAAAUCAAAAAAUGAUUUCAAAAGCAUGUGAAGAAGGACUUUGGGAAAGGAAAACUCCUAAAUCUCAAUGGUCUGAUGAAAAGAAUGUACUUCAUGUAGCAAGUGAAAAAGGAAAUUUCAAACUUGUUAAAUCACUGAUUGAGUGUGGCUGUGAUAAAGAAUCAAAGAGUAAAUCUGGAUAUACUCCACUCAUUUAUGCAUCACAAAAUGGUAAACUUGAAGUUGUUCAAUAUCUUAUCUCUGUUGGAGCUGACAAAGAAGCAAAAGAUAAUGAAGGAAAUACUUCACUCAUGAAAGCAUCAGAAAAAGGCCACUUUGAGAUUAUUAAAUAUCUUAUCUCUGUUGGAGCUGAUAAAGACGCAAAGAGUAAAUAUGAAUCUACUCCACUCAUGAAAGCAUCAAUGAAUGGUCAUCUUGAAGUUGUGAAAUAUCUUAUCUCUGUUGGAGCUGACAAAGAAGCAAAGAGUAAAUCUGGAUAUACUCCACUCAUUUAUGCAUCACAAAAUGGUAAACUUGAAGUUGUUCAAUAUCUUAUCUCUGUUGGAGCUGACAAAGAAGCAAAGAAUAAUAGUGGAUAUACUCCACUCAUUUAUGCAUCACAAAAUGGUAAACUUGAAGUUGUUCAAUAUCUUAUCUCUGUUGGAGCUAACAAAGAAACAAAGAACAACGAAGGAAAAACUGCAUUCGAUAAAGCAAAAAGUAAUGCAAGAAAUUAUUUACUACUAUGCAAUUCCAUUAAUAUGAAUAAAGAAACGGCCAUUUAA